Molecule: messenger RNA, 2630 nt
Organism: Cucumis melo (muskmelon)
Lineage: Eukaryota; Viridiplantae; Streptophyta; Magnoliopsida; Cucurbitales; Cucurbitaceae
Product: serine/arginine-rich splicing factor SR34A
Exons: 14
Coding region: 1476-2306 (276 amino acids)
Cellular component (GO): ribonucleoprotein complex; nucleus; cytoplasm
Molecular function (GO): mRNA binding
Source: RefSeq, a predicted model, not a curated record
CUUAACCUUAUUCCCGCGUCUGUGGCUGUGGUAUAUUAUCUUCUGUUGCGACCUAACCCUAAGCCCUUCGUCAUCACGUCCGGUCGCUGCGAAGAAAGCCGAGAAGGAUCCCCAGGUCAUCAACUCUUCUUUCAGCCCUUGCCGAGCCGCAGAGCCGUCACUGUCGCUUUUCACUUUCUCGGUGCAGUUUACUUCGUCAGUUUCUCACUCUUUGACUGCUCGUUUUCGAGUGUUUCAUGGUGGGUCGGACGUUGGAAAUAUUGGAUUUAAAUUUUGCUCUGUCAGCUCCCUCGUUUUCUGGAAUAGGGUGGGGCAUUUUGUUGGUUUAAGGUGAAAUGCAUUUGCCGAUAACAACAUUCCUCAACUUUUUGCUUCCUCCAACUAUUUAUUUAUUUAUUUCAUUCCACUUUCUUGUACCUUGGAAAUCUUAAAUUUGUAUUCGAUUGUUAUCUUCGUACUUGGGCUGUAAGAGCCAGCACUAGAAGGAAUCAACAACUUGGUACCAUGCCAACGUUUGAGUUUUAUUUUCUUAAUUAUGCUUUUGUGCAUCCCGUGUACCGAAUUGGCCCAAAGAAUUUCUUCAAUUUAUGUCCUAUUAGUUGGGAUUUAUGGACUAAAGAUCGUGACUUAGAGAUCCACCUUCUUGAAUUUUGUUUCCAUUUUCUUAAUUGAUAGUGCAUUGUUGUAUUUCUGUAUCAAAAAUUUUAUGUAGUUUUUCCACUGACGACUUGGAUAAGCUGGACCAAGAGUAUUAGCUACUUAUAAUAUAACACCAAUGUUUUGUAUGACAAUGUCCUUAAAUAUGUUGAUAUGAAUAGAAGAAAACAUUUGCUCCAUUCCUCUUUGGAAUCAAAUGCAACAUAAUUGAGGAUUUCACCGAUCAUCUAAAGUUAAUCAACAGAGGACAUCCUACAUAUUUUUUCAGGAUUGUUUUCUCAAUGCUGUUAAGAGAGCUGAGUAAGGUAAACUUAAUCAUGUAUGUCACUUACCUCAUCUCAUGACACAGAUGCUUUCUUUAUGAUAGAUGACAAGCGCUUCGACAAAUAUGAGCAUUGCAAUCAUACAUAGGGAUAUAGAGAGGGAAUGGGAGGAUCAUUGUGGAGUUAUGGGUAUUAUUUUUAUAAAUGGAGCUACUUGCUCACUCUCAGAAGAGCUAUGCACUGCUAAAUUUCUGGAGAGGAUGAGGAGAUACAAAAUUUAUUUCAAUAUUAUUAUACCUUUGGAGCAUCUGGGAGCAAAUGAGCAAUGGAAUUGUGGAGCACGGCUCACAUCGAGGAUUGCUCUCUUGGUUUGCUUCAUUGUUUAUUGUUCUGCCUUAUUUGGAGAGUAAAAUUGACGAUGCCGAUGGCAGUUGGUUACGGUGGAAGAUGGUGUUUCUUUCCUUUUGAUGAUUUGUUAAACAGAUGCAUGAUGUUAUGACAUAUGUGUGCAGGAAUAAUAUUCAAACUUCCUUGGAGUAAUUUGUUGCCUUGAAGAUGAGUAGUCGUUUUUCUCGCACAAUAUAUGUUGGAAACUUGCCUUCAGACAUAAAAGAGUAUGAAAUUGAAGAUUUGUUCUACAAGUAUGGCCGAAUUUUGGAUAUUGAAUUGAAGAUUCCACCACGCCCUCCAUGUUAUUGUUUUGUGGAGUUUGAGAGUGUUAGGGAUGCAGAAGAUGCAAUCAGAGCUCGUGAUGGAUAUAACUUUGAUGGUUGUCGUCUAAGGGUUGAGCUUGCACAUGGUGGUAGAGGCCCUUCAUCUAGUGAUCGUCGUAGUAGUUAUGGUGGUGGUGGUGGAGGAGGAGGAGGAGGAGGAGGAGGAGGGGGAGGGGGGGGAGGACGUUUUGGUGUUUCAAAACGAUCAGAAUAUCGAGUUAUUGUACGUGGUCUUCCGUCUUCUGCUUCUUGGCAGGAUUUGAAGGAUCAUAUGCGUAAGGCGGGGGAUGUGUGUUUUGCUGAAGUUUCACGUGAUAGCGAAGGGACGUUUGGGAUCGUUGAUUAUACUAACUACGAUGACAUGAAAUAUGCUAUACGAAAACUUGAUGAUACUGAAUUCAGAAAUCCUUGGGCGAGAGCAUACAUUCGGGUGAAGAAGUAUGAUGGAAGUCCCACUAGGAGCAGGAGCAGGAGCCGGAGCCGGAGCCGGAGCCGGAGCAGAAGCCGUAGCCGAAGCCGGACUGCUAGACGAAAUAGGAGCAAAUCAGCAGAACGACGAUCUGUCUCUAGAUCAGUUUCAAGAUCGAGAUCUCCAUCUCCUGUUAAAUCUUCAAGGCCACGGUCAAAAUCAAGAUCUGGAUCACCACGUCAGGCACGAGAAGAAAGCGGGUGAUGCAAAGCUAUUAUUAUAUGCGUGGUUGUUAUAAUAUUCAGGAUGUGACAUUGCCUUGGAAUUCAUUUUAGUUUAGGACCUAUGCAGUGCAGACUGGUUAUAUGAGGGGUUGAGUUAGAUGGAAAAUGGCAUGAGUUGUAUGGAUUUUCUUUUGAAUGCUUCCUACACUUUGUUUGGAGACAUUUUUAGGUAUCUGCAUUCUCAAGAUACUUGCAGACUGGUUUCCCUGCUGAUAACUACUCAGAUUUUGUUUGAAAGUUGAAAAUGAAAUUGUUAUUAAAUGGGAUUUUAGACCUUGUAAUUAUAAAUUUUAGACCUUGGAUA